Hyla sarda is the source of this 3231-nucleotide messenger RNA. It is a transcript of the gene AHRR, whose product is annotated as aryl hydrocarbon receptor repressor. Gene Ontology annotation, biological process: regulation of transcription by RNA polymerase II. The transcript is spliced from 11 exons. Gene Ontology annotation, molecular function: transcription cis-regulatory region binding; nuclear receptor activity; protein dimerization activity. Gene Ontology annotation, cellular component: aryl hydrocarbon receptor complex; nucleus. The record is from RefSeq and is a predicted model, not a curated record. Bases 363 to 2621 code for a protein of 752 amino acids. NCBI's taxonomy places the organism in Eukaryota, Metazoa, Chordata, Amphibia, Anura, Hylidae.
GUGACUGUUGGUACAGCAGGUGUGUCAAAGCAGCUGUGAGCUGUGCAAGAUUUUGUGCAAAGAUGGGUCGACGUCGCAAGGCCGUUGCUAGGAGCAACCGAGAAGGACGGCAACCGGAUAUUGCCAAGAGGCAUGGAGUGGUGAGCACCUUAAAGAGAUCAGCGGCAGCUCAGCAAGAAGAUGUCUUCACACCUGAUAAGUCUCUGGCCAGGAGGUCAGAAAAGAUGGACGUGAGGACUCGUGAGAUGAUAGUAGGUGGUAUCCCGCUGUCUGUGGAACUGGAUUGUCGCCAGGCUGUAUCCAGAGUCAUGCCGGACAUACUACCCUUUUUGAAGACCCCACCAGAGACUGGUUAGACCACUAUGAUUCCGCCUGGAGAAUGCAUGUACGCGGGGAGAAAAAGAAGGAAACCCGUACAAAAACAGAGACCAUCAUCAGGGAGUGAAAAAUCGAACCCUUCAAAAAGACACAGAGAUCGACUAAAUGCAGAAUUAGACCGACUGGCCAGCCUGCUGCCUUUCCCUCCAGAAAUUAUUACAAAGCUGGAUAAACUUUCCAUACUUCGUCUCAGUGUCAGCUACUUACGUGUGAAAAGCUUCUUCCAAGCAAUUGAGGAACAGCACUCCAAGAAGCAACCAUGCCAGCCGGUCGGUCACGCAAUAAAAGGAGACAACCCAUCCGGAGGGAUUGCCAUGCCAGAAGGAGACUUGCUACUAGAGUCACUGAAUGGAUUUGCUCUCGUUGUGAGUACAGAAGGGAUGAUAUUUUAUGCUUCGUCAACUAUACUAGACUACCUGGGCUUCCAUCAGACUGACGUCAUGCAUCAAAAUGUCUAUGAUUACAUCCAUGUGGAUGAUCGGCAAGAAUUCUGCAGGCAACUUCACUGGGCUAUGAAUCCUGAACAGAUGGUGCUUGCACAGGAGUCUCAAACAGAAACAGGAGAAGAAGUCUUCCUCAAAAAACUAUACAAAACACAAGAGUCCAGCAACUCAGAAUACUCCUCGUUUCUCAACCGAUGUUUCAUCUGCCGUGUCCGAUGCCUUUUGGAUAGCACUUCUGGAUUUCUGACAAUGCAGUUUGAAGGUAAGCUGAAGUUCCUCUUUGGCCAGAAGAAGAAAUCAUCUCCAGGAACAAGUGUCCUUCCACAGAUGGCAUUGUUCUGCAUAGCCGUGCCACUUCUGCUUCCUCCUAUCGCUGAGAUGAAAAUGAAGAGCAUGCUUGUGAGGACACAGAAAAAACCUGGUGCGCCUUCCAACACCGAAAACACAGGAAAAGCAUUCCCGACCAGUGAAGGGGAAAAUAAUGGAAGGAAUAGCCACCAGGGACAGUGCUUUACAAAUAUGUUACACAAUACAGAAAACCAAAUAAAAUUAAUGAAUACUGUUGACAGUGGAAUUUCAUUAUUGAAAGUCAGAACAAAUGAAGACCAGUGGGUGUGGGUUGAGGCAAACGCUCCAAUACUGUACAGAAAUGGAUGUUCAGACUACGUAGUUGUCCCACCACAAGCUCAGAGGGAUGAGGAGGCCCAAAUUAAAAAACAGAACAUGCUUGGUAUGAAAGGAAACAGGGAAGUUCCUGCAUGUAAUGGUUCAAGUGAAUCACCAGCACUGUUGAAGCAGCAUUUGACAUGGGGAAAACAUGAGAAGGAAGAUAUGGAGAUUAAGUUUCACACAACCAAGACUGAUUCGUUUGUGCAUGAGGAAACCUACUUACCUAAGUAUUUUUCUAACGUGCAAAAUCACUGUAACAACAGCAGUGGAUGGACAGUAAAGAAUCCUGUUGGGUCUAGGUCUGGACACCAGUUGUUAGGCACAUUCUCAAGCAGAUCAGGGAGGCCCAUUUACAACACGGACCAAAGUCAUCCCGGAAUGCAUCUGACAGGUCGUCCCCAUCGUGGUGGUAUUGAGAACUUUCCGGCAUAUCAUGGUCUGCAGCAUCAUUCUGUAGAUUCUUACCCUACAGAUAACAUCAAAAUGGAAAAUGCUUUUGUAACUCAAGAUGUCUUAUAUGACUCAGGUUUGCCUUUGAACAUCCCGAUUAAAACUGAAAAUGACUCUGAUUCUGAGGGCAGAUCUGACCCUUACCCAAAGUCACAUGGUCACGGAUGGGUGAGUGAGAGUAAUGUCCUAAAGAAAACCUUGAUGGACUUCCCUGAAGGGCUUCAUCUUAAGACUGAAUCGAGCCUCAGUGUACAAAAUUCAUGUCUGAAACCAAAGCAUCAUAUAUAUCCAACUCAUAGGGGACAUUGUUUUGUUCCAACUGCACAUAUGAACCAUAUAAACACAACCGGACCUUUUAAAGGUGUGUACAAUAAGGAUCCAACGCGAUUUUAUCCUCAAAAGUGCAACUACCUAGACAGUGUACUGAGCCAGGAGGGGGCAGAUUGUUUAAGUAGUCCACUUUAUGCAGCAGAUGAUAAGAAUCAGGCUGACCAAUUUUAUAAGCUGCAAUGUGAGUUUAAAGCUCAUAAUAUUGUUCAAAAUAUCAAGCGUGAGCCCCUGGACUCGCCUCCAUGGGUUGAGAGUGAUCAGGUACCAGCACUCUACCAAAAAAACACACUGAUGGGUUUUUUACCUGGCCAGAUGCCACACAAUGCAGCUGAAUAUGCAUACAUUCAAUAAGAUUUGCAUUUCUUAUUUGAAUUUUAGAUAAAAUAAUAUAUUGCACUAUUUCAACAUAAGGUCUCUUUUAUAUGUAUAGCUUACACUGUGGUAAAAGUGCGGUCGGUGCUAAAGCCUUAUGUACUAGGCAGAUGUUUGGAAAACUGCUUUUUUUCUCAAGAAAUGCAACUAUUUUUCCCAUGUGUUACCACUAAGGAUAAAAAAAAGUUUUUGCUUCUGUGGAAAAUGAUUUUAUUUUAUGAGAUGUUCACACAUUUUCUAUGUUUUCUAACUCCUCAGACUAUGUGGCAUUCCCUAAAAGGGUGUGUUUUUUAUAAGUCCUUUUUGUUAAAUGAAGGAUGACAGUAUUAACAAUUUGACAUACACUGAUUUUUGCCUUGAUGAAUAUUGGACUGAAUGUAUUGGAUUGGCACCUUAACAAUAAGAAAACUGACAGAAGAAAACCACACAAAUAGUUUUUGCUUUAGACAGCUUUACACUCUGAUCAUUGCUUUAGCUUUUUCCUUUUUUAUACAAAUGUAUUUAUAGAAAAACUGUCAGACCUUUAUUUCCUAUGUUAAAAUUACAAUCAUUUAGCUGAUUGUUAGCUAAAAGCAGGAAAUGUGUCAAU